Messenger RNA from Symbiodinium sp. CCMP2592, 1980 nucleotides. NCBI's taxonomy places the organism in Eukaryota, Dinophyceae, Suessiales, Symbiodiniaceae. The record is from the annotation of a GenBank genome assembly.
AUGGCGCAGCGCUUGCAGCUGUGGCGGCGCCGCAUAUGCGCUUACAAGAAGUCUUGGCAUAUUGCCGCCCUUGCCUUCACUGCGGCCGUGUAUGGGUUAGCACUUAAAGGAGUCGACGGUUCCAGAAAGCUCACGACCGCUUCCUGGCAGGAAAUACUGGACAACUUCUAUCCCGACCAAAACAGCAAUGCCAUGCGCCUUGCGGAGCGCGAAGUGGUUCCAAACUGGGAUGCAACGAUGCAGGCAGAUGAUGUCACGAAAGCCCUCAAUGCAUUUCAGACAUUCUGUUGGUUCAAGCAUGGCAUGGAUGACCAUCUUCCCUUCUUGUGGAAAUGUGACAUCAGAGAUGUGAACGUGGAGCUGGUGGAAGAUGGACUUAGCCCUCUGGAUCCUGAGAUGAACUGUUCGGCGGCCUUCGUCGAGAGUCACAUUGUUCAUGGUGAUGAUCCUCGGUGCGUGCCCUGGGGAGAGAACUCCCUUCCGUCACUUUCCUUGAAUGUGGACCCCAUGUUCGACGAGUAUGAGGUGCACUCCUCAAGUCCGAUGUUUGCGCCACUUCAAGAUGCACUGUCAGACAUGGGGCAGCGCUUAGCAGCCAUCGAAGCUCGCUUGAAGAUACCUGCAUCAACGACUAGCCGCCCGUCUUCUUGCGAGGCGAUUGCAAAAGGCUGCUGGCACAAACAGAAUGCGAGCACAACACUUCCGGACGAUUUUCCAUGCUCCUGCUUCGACAACUCUGGUAAUCCCAUCAGCACCUGCCGAAAUCACCAUUGGGGGUUAGUGCAGCUCUGCCAGCCCUCUCGACUUAGAGUGACAUUCUUGAUCUUCCAGAAGAUGCCACCUCGUUUGCGCCAAGGGUCAGACAAAUUCGUGGAGUGGUUUUUUGUUCAGAUGGAUUUUGCCAGAAUAGCGGCCACGAAGAAUGCUGGAAGCGGAUUGUACCGGAGUCAUUUGUGGCUUCAUGAAGAGAGGAUGGUGGAUGUCAUGCUGGGCGGAAGCCUUGUCUUAGAUGGGCUACUGGUCCCGUGCGUGGUCUUAUCCUUAGUAUGGUUCAUUGGUCAGGCCCUUGGGUCUUUCAUCUUCUAUCUGCCUCGAAAUCUAUGUGCUUUUUUGGCUCUCAAGAGAGAGGAGCAGGAGGCUCAGACCCAGAUCACGUUGCACGUUUUCCAAGAGCAUCUCAGUCGAUGCCUUGUCGGCAGAACGUCCCGUUUGCAGCACGUCAACCACUUUGAAGCAAUUAUGGAAAUCAUCGUCAGCAUUUUCAUGGUUGCAGGAAUUGUUCGGAGCAUCUUCAAUGGCGGCGACCACUGCGCUAUACAAGAUUGCUCUCAUCAUUCUGUGUUGGAGCGGUUAAUUGAAGUUUCGUACGUCGUUCUCCUGGAUGAUGAUGAAUGCCACGGCACAGCCUGGGUCCUCCUCUAUAUUACCAUCGUUUUUGCUUGCCUAUCCUUAGUUGAUCGAUUUCGUUGGCUGCCCAGCGUCAUUUUGCUCUGUGCGGCGCGGCUCGCAUCCUUUCUGCUGGCCUAUAGCCUGCUGCUCUGCGGCGCUGGUGUCUUCAUGUUCUUGGCGUUUGGCCCACGCUACAUUCAGUUUUCUUCGCCCUUCCGUUCCUGCUCGGAGCUCUUCUUUCUCACCUGCGGCAUGCCCAUCUCCGCAUUUGACAACAUACGCCCCUUCCAGGAUUCCCACUCAUUCGAGGUUGCGUUUGCACUCGCCCUCUACUGUUUAUUUAUGUCCAUCAUUGGCCUCAACUUCUUCACUACGAUUAUACUUGAUGCCUAUGUUCAAGCCCGUGAUGCGAGUGCAGCAGAUGAGCAGCUUCGGCUGAUGGGCGACGACUUUUGUCGCAGCUUAAUGCAGGUACUGGGGCUGGGACAAGAAGACUUGUCCGAUCGAUCAGCCGGUCCCAGCCGGUCGGCGUCGAUCAGCGAGGCAGACGAAGCUGAACUGCAAGAGGCCUUCAUGGCUUCUGAGGGGUGA